CUCUCCACACAGCGAAUAUAACCAGAAGCAAAAGAGAGAGAGAGAGAAUCUAGAGCAAGAGAGAGAAGGAGAGGAAGAAGAAGAAGAGGAGCUGGGGUCAUACUCACCGUCUUCUUCUUAUCAAAUUCAUACCUAGCUCAUAAUUGCUUUUGCAUAUGGAGUAAUUAAGGCGUAUAAUUUCAUUUUGUUUACUCAUUGAUUUUGUUUUCAUGGGUAACAAAGGAAGGGUUUCUUUCCAGCUGGUCAAAUUGGAGAAUUCCAACAACAUGUUGGAGGGUCCUUCCUAUCUUGUGUCAAGGGAGUUGCCGAGCUCAUGCGAGCAGGAGAGCAAAUGGAUUUACAAUACUCACCGUGUUAUGGAGCUCUCAAACAAUAAGCGCCCCCUUGCAGACGGGGAAGAACUCACGUUGAGGAAGGCAUGCAAGCUAUCAGAUGCUGUUCUAGGAGGUGAAGCAGUUUUGGAUCUUAAUGGCCUUUCUCUUUCCCCUGCCAAGGACCAGUCAAAUGACCAGCAUCAUGAAGGUGGAAAUUCUGAUUCAAGUUCACUAAUCAACCAACUUGGUCGGGAUAACUCAAUAAGCUGUCUCCUUCGCUGCUCGAGGUCUGAUUAUGGCUCAAUUGCCUCAUUGAAUAAAAACUUCCGCUCUCUAAUUCGGAGUGGGGAGCUGUACACACUGAGGCGGAAAAUGGAUAUUGUUGAACAUUGGGUUUACUUCUCUUGCAACCUCCUUGAAUGGGAGGCAUUUGAUCCCGAUCGCAGACGUUGGAUGCAUUUGCCUAGAAUGACGUCAAAUGAUUGUUUCAUGUGUUCGGACAAGGAGUCGUUGGCCGUUGGUACCGAACUUCUUGUUUUUGGAAAGGAAAUAACGUCCCAUGUUAUUUAUAGAUACAGCAUUUUGACCAACACGUGGUCAUCCGGCACUAAGAUGAAUACACCUAGAUGCUUGUUCGGUUCUGCUAGCCGUGGGGAAAUUGCAAUUCUAGCUGGGGGUUGCGAUCCACGUGGCAAUAUCUUGAACUCUGCUGAGCUGUAUAAUUCAGAAACAGGAACUUGGCUGACUCUUCGAAACAUGAAUAAACCUAGAAAAAUGUGUUCUGGGGUAUUUAUGGAUGGGAAGUUUUAUGUCAUCGGUGGGAUAGGAGUGGGCGAUCCAAAGCAACUAACAAGCGGAGAGGUGUACGAUUUGGAGAAGGGGACCUGGACUGAGAUACCAAACAUGUUCCCUGGACGAAAUGGAGGAGCUGGGGCAGCUGAGGCGCCUGCUGCAGCUGAGGCACCUCCUCUGCUUGCAGUGGUAAAUAACAUAUUGUAUGCUGCAGAUUAUGCAGAAAAGGAGGUGAGGAAAUACGAUAAGGAGAAGAACGUGUGGGUGGCUGUUGGGAGAUUGCCUGAGCGGGCUGUCUCGAUGAAUGGUUGGGGAUUAGCAUUCCGGGCAUGUGGAGAUCGGUUAAUUGUGAUUGGUGGACCUAGGGUAUUAGGAGGAGGGACAAUUGAACUUAAUUCUUGGGUCCCUGAUGGAAGCUCACCACAAUGGGACCUGCUUGCCAGAAAACCGUCUGGCAGCUUUGUGUAUAAUUGUGCGGUGAUGGGAUGCUAAGAUCUGGUUUCAGUGACACCGUGUGUGCUGUGUGGAAUCCUGGGUGGAAUUUGCAAUCUUCGCUUUUCAAGGAGAUGGGGUUCCGGCUUGUGGGUAAUCUCUGCCCUCCUUUUUUGGGGAAAUUCAGGUUUUUAUUUAGAGUCAUAGAUACAUUCACAGAAGGAGGCCUGAAGAGUUGUUUUUCCUUUUUUCUCUUCUUUUGAACUUUAUUGCGUUGCGUCUUUUUUCCCCCUUUGGUAACUUUUGAGCUUCUGAAAGGUUGGCAUCAUGUAGAAUGGGCAAAGGUGAAUAAACUGAAGUACUGGUACAUGUUUUAGGUUGUGAUGACUAUUUUCAUAAGUUUUAUUGAAGCAUUGCAGAAUUGUGUAAUGGUUCAAGUUUUUCGUUUCCUUUAUUUCUCAAGCAAUUAUAUCUCAAGUUCUCAAAAAAGAAAAGAAAAUUGACUUC
This is a messenger RNA of Prunus mume (Japanese apricot), 2045 nucleotides long. NCBI's taxonomy places the organism in Eukaryota, Viridiplantae, Streptophyta, Magnoliopsida, Rosales, Rosaceae. The record is from RefSeq and is a predicted model, not a curated record.